AUGACCUCCCAAAAUUUCGAUAUCAUCAUUGUGGGAGGCGGGACAGCCGGCUGCGUACUUGCAAACAGGCUCUCAGAGAGUGAACGUUACCGUAUACUCCUUAUAGAAUCUGGAGAAGACCUGACGAGUGACCCUCGCACCAAUGUCCCAUCAUUGGGUGCUCUUCUCAUGGCUACGGAUGCCAACUGGGGUUUCUCAACUGUUCCCCAGGUCAAUAUUGGAAAUCGCACUAAUUCAGCGUCUGCUGGUCGUUUGCUUGGAGGAUCAAGCGCUAUCAACGGUUUCGCCUUUCUACCGAACUCCAAGCUGAGCAUUGAGACUUGGGCCAACCUUGGUAAUCCAGGCUGGGACGCGGAAGCCUUCUCCAAGUCUAUGAACCGGUUUACUCUUGCCACAUCCGCAUCCACCAAUAAUCCCGCCAAAAGCCCUCUCCAGAUUACUAUACCAGAAGAGGAUACAGAGUGGCCCCGUGUAUGGAGGGAUACUCUUGCUACACUUGGAUUCCCGCCUGCUCAGGAUGCAUUGACUUCUGGUAACGUCCUGGGAAGCGUAAUGGGAGGAGAAACAAUUGGUCUUGACAAGAAGAGAAGCCAUUCGGCUAAAGCUUACUUGGACGAGACAGUUCGUUCAAGAGGUAAUCUCACCAUUUGGACAAAAGUUACUGCCGAACGAAUUCUCUUCGAGAAUUCCGAUUCUGGGACUCCCACUGCAGUUGGUGUUACGGUUCGCAAUAACGAAACUGGAACUUCGAAUUCAGUCUUGGCAAACAAAGAGGUCAUUCUUUGUGGGGGGGCGAUUAAUUCCCCACGAUUACUUGAGCUAUCAGGCGUUGGUGACACAAAGAUCCUUGAGUCUCUUGGAAUAGAUGUCAUGGUUAACAAUCCUAACGUUGGCGAGCACUUGCAAAAUCAUCCUCUUGUCACAGUCACCUUCGAAGCACGCGAUGAGGAGGGAUUUGACACGAUCGAUCAGAUAUUACGCAAGGAUAAAGAGGCUAUCUCAAAGGUACAAGCAGCAUAUGCAAAAGGCGUUGGACCAGGAUCGAAGAGCAAUUUGAAUGUCCUUGCUCAACUACCAGUUGAAGUGGAUGACCAGUUGAAGCAGGCUUUGGAUAAGAUGCUGCCGCAGCAUUCAGAUACAUCCGCAUCUCUUGUAAAAUCACACGAAGCAUUCGUAAGAGCUGUUGUCACUUCUCCAAAAGAAGCCUCUGCAUGUUACAUGACCGUGCCCGGUUUUAUGUGCCUCUCUGGUGCUGGAUCAUUUGUCCCUCCUGAGCCUGGAUCAGAGAAAUACUUUACUAUGGGCAUCCAUCUGGCGCAUCCUUUAUCUCGUGGCUCGGUGCACAUUAAAUCAUCUUCAACCCCGCUUUCCUCGUCAGACGUCUCAAUCGAUCCAAAUUUCUUUUCACAUCCCUUCGAUGUUGAGAUACUUGCCCGGCAUAUUCAGCUGGCAGAGAAGAUUGCCAUGACGGAGCCUCUCUCCAACCAUUUGAAACCAGAUGGGAAACGCAGCCCUGGUAUGCCGAAAGCUGGAGGAUUUGCUGACAUCACGAUUGCCAAGAAUUAUGUUUUAGAAAGAGCUGCAGGCGCCCACCAUUGGACAGGUUCAUGCGCCAUGAUGCCUGAGGAGCUUGGUGGUGUGGUCGAUUCACAGCUCCGAGUCUUCGGCUGUGCUAAUCUUCGUGUGUGCGAUGCAAGUAUCAUGCCUAUUUCACCUCGCUCAAAUCCUCAAGGAGUUGUUUACGCCAUUGCAGAACAUGCUGCAGGGAUAAUUCUAUCGACUCUACAAUGA
Botrytis fragariae is the source of this 1791-nucleotide messenger RNA. Its product is annotated as putative glucose-methanol-choline oxidoreductase protein. NCBI's taxonomy places the organism in Eukaryota, Fungi, Ascomycota, Leotiomycetes, Helotiales, Sclerotiniaceae. The record is from RefSeq and is a predicted model, not a curated record. Gene Ontology annotation, molecular function: oxidoreductase activity, acting on CH-OH group of donors; flavin adenine dinucleotide binding. The transcript is spliced from 2 exons. The coding region runs from base 1 to 1791 and encodes 596 amino acids.